Molecule: messenger RNA, 4866 nt
Organism: Henningerozyma blattae CBS 6284
Lineage: Eukaryota; Fungi; Ascomycota; Saccharomycetes; Saccharomycetales; Saccharomycetaceae
Product: pleiotropic drug resistance family ABC transporter
Exons: 1
Coding region: 1-4866 (1621 amino acids)
Biological process (GO): xenobiotic detoxification by transmembrane export across the plasma membrane
Cellular component (GO): membrane
Molecular function (GO): ABC-type transporter activity; ATP binding; ATP hydrolysis activity
Source: RefSeq, a predicted model, not a curated record
AUGUCAUUAAAUUCUAAUAGUAUAACAAAUAGAUCUGUCGUUUCAAUGAACCCGUCGGAACCUAUUUCCGAAACAGUCUCACAGCAGAUUUCUGAUGCGAAUGAAUCUGCUACUGAAACAGCUUCUUCGAACAAUGGCAUGUCAGGAUGUGAAUCCAGUUUGAAUAGGUAUAAUGGGUUUGAUGAGAAUAUUCAAAAAAAUAUUCACAACUUGGCAAUGUACUUUAAUAAUUUGUCAAUGAAUUCUAAAGAAAGUUUUAAUAAUAAUACCACUACAUUAACUUCACCCACAUCCAGUGAUACUAGCAUUAAUAAUUUAGAUACAGUGUCAACUGCUACUACAAGUGCUUCCAUUUUUAGAGUUUAUACCAAUGGUAUCAAUCCAAUUUUAGAUAAUAAUAAAUUAGAACAACAAACGAGCAAUGGUACUGAAGUGUCCACACUGUAUAACCCUUAUAUAGAUCCUUCUAAUCCACAGUUUAAAUCGAAAAAAUGGAUCCAAAAUAUGGUCAAUUUGAUAAAUAAUGAUCAAUCAUAUUAUAAACCCUAUGAGUUGGGCUGUUGUUGGACGGAUCUUUGUGCUAUGGGUUCCGAUACAAAUGAUAUUACUUAUCAAACUACAGUAUUCAAUGCUCCGUAUAAAUAUGCAAGAUUAUUUUUUAACCAUCUCAAUUCCAAGAGAAGAUCACAAGCAAAGAAAUUUAAAGGUGUCACCAUUUUACAUAAGAUGGAUGGGUUGGUCGAAUCUGGUGAGUUAUUGGUUGUUUUAGGCAGACCUGGUUCAGGUUGUACGACAUUAUUAAAAUCAUUAACCGGUAAUACUCAUGGGUUCAAAAUUUCACAAGAUUCAGAGAUUACAUAUAAUGGUAUUUCACAAAAGAAGAUUAAAAAAAAUUACCGAGGUGAUGUUGUUUAUAAUGCAGAAAAUGAUAUUCAUUUACCUCACUUGACUGUUUAUCAAACUUUGUUAACAGUAGCAAGAUUAAAGACUCCUCAGAAUAGAUUUCAUAAUGUUUCGAGAGAACAAUUUGCAGAUCAUAUUACUCAAGUUGCAAUGGCCACUUAUGGGCUAUCUCAUACUAGAAAUACAAAAGUCGGGAAUGAUUUAGUAAGAGGUGUUUCUGGUGGUGAAAGAAAACGUGUUUCCAUUGCAGAAGUUUUCAUCUGUGGUUCGAAAUUCCAAUGUUGGGAUAAUGCAACAAGAGGUUUAGAUGCAGCUACUGCUUUAGAAUUCGUUAAAGCUUUAAAGACACAGGCUUCCAUUACCAACGUUUCAGCUGCAGUAUCCAUUUAUCAAUGUUCUAAAGAUGCUUAUGAUUUAUUCGAUAAAGUUUGUGUUCUUUAUGAAGGCUAUCAAAUUUAUUUUGGUACUACCACUAAUGCUAAAAAAUAUUUUGAAAAAAUGGGGUAUUAUUGUAUUCAAAGACAAACUGUAGCUGAUUUUAUCACAGGUAUUACAAAUCCAAGUGAAAGAAUCAUUAAUAGAAAUUUCAUUAAGGCCAAAAAAUUUGUUCCACAAACCCCAAAGGAAAUGAAUGAAUAUUGGGAAAAUUCAAAAGAAUAUAAGCAUUUAAUUGAAGAUAUAGAAGAGUAUAAAGUGAGACAAAAGGCAAAUGAAAAUGAACAAAUAGAAAAGAUCCGUGAAGCUCAUAUAGCCAAACAAUCAAAAAAGGCAAGACCUGCUUCACCUUACACUGUAAGUUAUUUUAUGCAAGUCAAAUAUCUAUUGCUUAGAAAUUUCUGGAGAAUGAAAAAUAGUUCUUCCAUCACUUUAUUCCAAGUUUGUGGUAAUACAGCCAUGUCAUUAAUCUUUGGUUCUAUGUUUUAUAACGUUUUGAAACCACCAUCCACUACACAAAGUUUUUAUUAUCGUGGUGCUGCCAUGUUCUUUGCAGUCUUAUUUAAUGCAUUUUCAUCGUUAUUAGAAAUUUUUGCCAUUUAUGAAGCAAGAGAAAUUACUGAAAAACAUAGAACAUAUUCCUUAUACCAUCCAAGCGCAGAUGCUUUGGCAUCAAUCCUAUCAGAAUUACCUCCAAAGAUUAUCACAUGUAUUUGCUUUAAUAUUAUUUAUUAUUUUAUGGUCAAUUUUAAAAGAAAUGGUGGGAAUUUCUUUUUUUACCUACUAAUUAAUUUCACUUCCGUAUUAGCUAUGUCACAUCUUUUUAGAACUGUAGGUUCUAUGACAAAAAGUUUAAGUGAGGCAAUGGUUCCAGCAUCAAUCUUAUUAUUGGCAUUAUCCAUGUACGUUGGGUUUGCUAUUCCCAAGACAAAACUUUUAGGUUGGUCUAAAUGGAUCUGGUAUAUUAACCCUUUAGCUUAUAUGUUUGAAUCUUUAAUGGUUAAUGAAUUUCAUAAUACAAAAUUUGAAUGUGCUACAUAUAUCCCGACAGGCCCUGGUUAUGAAAAUAUAUUACCUGAUCAAAGGGUUUGUUCAGUCGUUGGUUCCGUACCUGGUCAAAAUUAUGUCCUUGGUGAUGAUUAUUUAAGAGAAAGUUAUGAUUAUUAUAAUAAACAUAAAUGGAGAGGGUUUGGUAUUGGUUUAGCUUACGUGAUAUUUUUCUUGGGUGUAUAUUUACUAUUCUGUGAAAUUAAUGAAGGUGCAAAACAAAAGGGUGAAAUGCUAAUAUUCCCUCACGAUGUGUUGAAAAAAAUGCAUAAGGAAGGUCAAAUUCAAGAUUCAUCAAGUCUGGCAAUGGAUUCAGAUUUAGAAAAGGGUAAUGGUAAUGACAGCUCCUUGGACGUUAAAAAUUCAUCCAUAAAUAAUAUAACUGAUAGUAUAAGUGGGAAUACAUUAACAGAAAAACAACAAUUAAAAGGUACAAAUCUAACUUUAGAAGUUCAACCUACCACAAAUUCCUCGUCUAAUUCAUCAGAAAAAGAUAUUGAAAAUAAUGCUGUCAUUUCAAAAUCAGAAUCCAUUUUCCAUUGGAAAAAUUUAUGCUAUGAUAUUAAUAUAAAGGGUGAAAAUAGGAGAAUCUUAAGUAAUGUUGAUGGCUGGGUUAAACCUGGCACUUUGACUGCUUUAAUGGGUGCUUCUGGUGCUGGUAAAACUACUUUGUUAGAUUGCCUUGCAGAAAGAACUACUAUGGGUAUUGUCACUGGUGACAUGUUUGUGGAUGGUAAAUUACGUGAUGAAUCAUUCCCAAGAUCUAUUGGGUAUUGUCAACAACAAGAUUUACAUUUAAAGACUUCAACUGUUAGAGAGUCUUUAAGAUUUUCUGCGUAUUUACGUCAACCAUAUUCUGUAUCAAGGAAAGAAAAAGAACUAUACGUAGAAGAAGUAAUCAAAAUCUUAGAGAUGGAAAAGUAUGCUGAAGCUAUUGUUGGUGUUCCUGGUGAAGGGUUAAAUGUGGAACAAAGAAAACGUUUAACUAUUGGUGUUGAAUUAGCAGCCAAGCCAAAAUUAUUAUUAUUUUUAGAUGAACCAACCUCAGGUUUAGAUUCACAAACGGCAUGGUCCAUUUGUAAAUUAAUGAGAAAGCUAGCAAAUCAUGGCCAAGCUAUUUUAUUUACAAUUCAUCAACCUUCCGCUAUUUUAAUGCAAGAAUUUGACCGGUUAUUAUUUUUACAGAAAGGUGGUAAAACAGUAUAUUUUGGUGAUUUAGGUAAAAGAUGCCAAACUAUGAUUGAUUAUUUCGAAGCUAAUGGUGCAGAUAAAUGCCCAAAAGAAGCAAACCCAGCAGAAUGGAUGUUGGAUGUAGUUGGUGCAGCUCCUGGUUCUAUUGCAAAUCAAGAUUAUUAUGAAGUUUGGAGAAAUUCUCAAGAAUACAGAGAUGUACAAGAAGAAUUAAACCGCUUAGAAGAAGAAUUUGCAGGUAUUGAAAAACCUGUUGGCUCUGAAGAACAUAAUGAAUAUGCCACUCCGCUAUUAUUCCAAAUAAAAUAUGUGGUUUUAAGAUUAUUUGACCAAUAUUGGAGGUCUCCUACAUAUCUAUGGUCAAAAUUUUUCCUAACAAUCUAUAAUAUGCUAUUUAUUGGUUUCACAUUUUUUAAGGCAGAUUUAUCCUUACAAGGUUUACAAAAUCAAAUGUUAUCAUUAUUUAUGUUUACUGUGAUAUUUAAUCCAUUAAUGCAACAAUAUUUACCAAUGUUUGUCCAACAAAGAGAUUUGUAUGAAGCAAGAGAAAGGCCUUCUAGAACAUUUUCAUGGAUAACUUUUAUAGUUUCCCAAAUCUUGGUAGAAGUACCUUGGAAUUUCUUAUGUGGCACAAUUGCAUACUUCAUCUAUUACUAUAGUGUUGGUUUAUAUCAUAACGCAUCUGUUGCGAAUCAAUUACAUGAAAGAGGUGCUUUAUUCUGGCUAUUCUCCUGUGCCUUUUUUGUUUUUAUUUCCUCAAUGAGCAUUUUGGUUAUUUCUUUUAAUGAACAUGACAGAAAUGCAGCUAAUCUUGGAUCAUUGAUGUUCACAAUGUCAUUGGCAUUCUGUGGUGUUAUGGCCGGUCCAGAUAUUUUCCCUCGUUUCUGGAUCUUCAUGUAUCGUGUAUCACCUUUAACUUAUUUCAUUGAUGGUUUGUUAUCCACAGGGUUAGCUAAUGCCGAUGUUACUUGUGCAGAUUAUGAAUUAGUUAGGUUUUCACCACCUAGUGGUAUGACCUGUGGUGAAUAUAUGCAACCUUACAUUAGCAUGGCUGGUACAGGGUAUUUAACAGACACAGAUGCUACUGAUACUUGCCAUUUCUGUAACGUUUCAAAAACAAACGAUUUUUUGAAAUCUGUCAGUUCAAAAUACAGCAGAAGAUGGAGAAAUUAUGGUAUUUUCUUAUGCUUUAUUGUAUUUAAUUUUGUUGCGGGUAUAGGCCUAUACUGGUUAGCUAGAGUCCCAAAGCAGUUUAGGAUUGGACUAUUUAAAAGAUUUAAAAUAGACUAA